Sclerotinia sclerotiorum 1980 UF-70 is the source of this 840-nucleotide messenger RNA. RefSeq lists its product as hypothetical. Gene Ontology annotation, molecular function: protein N-terminal-serine acetyltransferase activity; histone H4 acetyltransferase activity; histone H2A acetyltransferase activity. The coding region runs from base 1 to 840 and encodes 279 amino acids. The record is from RefSeq and is a predicted model, not a curated record. NCBI's taxonomy places the organism in Eukaryota, Fungi, Ascomycota, Leotiomycetes, Helotiales, Sclerotiniaceae. The transcript is spliced from 3 exons. Gene Ontology annotation, cellular component: nucleus.
AUGUCAACUCAAGAUCUAGAUCUAGAUCCCAUCACAACCGCAUGCGCCAAAUCUCUCGAGGACUUUGAACGUGAUUACAUGCCUCCUCGAUCAUCAUAUGCACUUUACACCCCACCGCCCAAAAAAGAUGUACCGGCAAAAUCAUAUAAAAUAGAUUUAUACAAAGCGGAUACGCUCCAUGCUAAGGAUUUAACAGCUUGUUUGAAUUUGAUUGAGAAGACGUCGGGGAGACAUUAUAGGGGGAGUAAAUUGGGGUGGAAUGGGAUGAGGAAGAGGAGGGAAAUGGGGUUGUUGGAUUUGAGGUAUUUGGUUGUUAGGGAAUCUGUGGGUGGAGGAGCUUGGGAGGAUGUUGAUGAGGGUGAGGAUGUAUGUAUAGGGGAAGCUGGAGAGGAGGAAAAAGGGAUGAUUGUGCAAGAGCAAGAGCAUGGGAAGGAAAAAAGAGAAGGAGAAAUAAAAGGAUUCAUGAGUUUCAUGCCCACAUUCGAAGAUGGAUUUAAAGUAAUCUAUCUCUACGAAAUCCAUCUACCCGAAGAAUUACGCAGCACAGGACUAGGAACCCACCUAAUGACCCUCCUCACCAGCAUAUCGCGCGCAAUUCCCGGCGUUGAAAAAAUCAUGUUGACAUGUUUUGUGGCUAAUAAGGAAGCGUUGGGUUUUUAUAAGAAAUUUGGGUUUGAGAUCGAUGAGUAUAGUCCUGAACCGAAGAGGUUGAAGGGGGGGAGGCUGGUGCAGAGUGAUUAUGUUAUUUUGAGUAGGAGGGUUGAGGGGGAGGGGGUGGAGGGAGGUGGAGAGCGGGAGGAGGCGGGAGAGUGGGAAGAGAGGGAGGCUGGGAGGGGUUAG